UGUUUUGUAUCAUGUGAGCAUUGCUUUUCCGAGACCAAAAAUUCUGGAGCUCUAUGUUGUAGAAUUUUUGAUGGUAGUGCUGGAGCUCUAUCUUUGACCAAGACCCUUCUCAGCAUUCUUGUUGAACACCACGACCCUGAUUAUUGACUGGUUGCACAAAUAGGCUACUACUUUGGUGGUGGGGAGGCUUUUGCAUUGCCAGUGACUUGUUCUCAGGGGCCCUCUUUCUAAUAAUAAUCAUGGUGGUCAGAUAAAAUACUCUUAAUGAUAAGGUCUCCUUAAAAGCAAUGGCCACAAAACUGUUUGGUGUGGAUCGCACGGUACAUUCACAUUGCUUUCACAAACCCUCUGCCUGAUAUCACUCUACUGUACAGUUUAAAAAUCCAGAAUGAUAACUUCAUCUACUGGCUCGUUGGCAGAAGUGGCAAGUCAGUGAUGAUGGAGUACAGUAGUUGGCUUAAUCCUCAUCAAAAGAAGAUAUCACAACUAAGGCACUACAUCUCAUGUAUGAAACCUUACUGCAAGACACCCAUUGGUAUGUUUUACCCACUGUAUUAAAUUAAAGCAACACUAAGUCGUUUUGUGAGUUUUAAAUAAUGUUUAGUUCCCGUGGUCCUGUACGACUGCACUGCCCACACUAAUAUGAGUUCAGAGCAGUGGACUCUGCCACUCGAUGUCUGUCUGCUACUCAGUGUUUGUUUUUCUGUGAGAAACACUUCCACCUCAAACCUGUUGGGGACUCGAGAUGAAAACUACUUUGUGUUGCUUUAACUCAGGGUUUGGAAACCUUUUUCACUCGAGGGGCAACUUCAAAUUUUAGAAAUUCAACCAAGGGCCGUUCAAAGAACACAGACCAGGAUUUCCCCAGGCUGCACUUUAGGCCCAUACUGAAGGCGUUCACCUGGACAACAGACCCAACCUUUACUAGGUUUCCUGAAAAUAUAACUUAAUUCUAUUGCAAAUGUAAUUUCUAACAUUUGUUUUACAAAACAUGUCAUAUGUCAAGUGAAACUGUUGGGGCUGGUUAAGAAGACUCCCUCAAGAGCCGCAAACGGCCCUCGAGACACAAGUUAACCAGCUUUGUGACUACACAAUGUGGUACUUUACUGAUCAUUCAUGAUCUAAGACACCUUUUAUUAUUUGCCUUAUUCAGACAUUUUAGAAUGGACUGAGCUACCAUAUAAUUGCUACUAGCUCUGCUUUUUGGCAAUAAAAUAUUGUAAGUCUUGAGACAGAUGUGAGACAGACCCCAGAUGCAGAUUUAUUUAUUUUCAUUUAGUUUAUUUAGAUUUAUUAUUAGUCUCAUUUUAUUUCUCACUACCACGCUAACCUGUUGUACGCUAGGGGCUGUUGUUGGCUUUGGAACCGCAAGGUUGUGGCGGUUAGUCACCUCGCUGGAUUCAUGUCCCGUCUUGCUGGGGCCAAUGAGCUCACUGGAUUCAUUUGGGUGGCUGUAUUCCUGACAAAACUACCUCAGCCAGUUUAUAAUCUCCCUUUGUUACACUACUCUUGUCAUUUUCCCCUUGCUGUUGGUUCACUGGGUGUGUGCUUGCUCACCUGCGCCUUAUUCAGCCUGAAUAAACAGCAUCCGGUUUGCUUCUGCUUAUGGUGGGUGUAAUGGGGACGGGAUAACCUGCUAGCUAAUACAAUAAUGCUGCAACCUGCUGGGGAGCUCAGUAUUGGUCACUCAAUGCAGGUCUAGGAGCUUGUCCAUUACAAAUGCAUACUCUUGUGGUAUUACCCAUCUGCACCCAUUCUGCAUCCACAGUAACGCACAGAGAGAGCCGUGGAAGAGAGACAGAAAAAAGCACACUAAACACACAGCGCAGCUAAAGACGCAGGAGUGUGAAGAAUCGCCACUCUUUUAGUCAUCAUCCCUCAGGCCGCCCGCGCGGGGUUUCCGGCGGGCACAAUCUCCGAAACCACUGGAGGAUACAUCUGUACGCAACAGGGAAUAUUAGAGCACCAUCUUGUCACUUUCUACGCAAGAAAAAAAAGUUAUCCAAUGUUACCUGGGCCGGACCAGCCAGAAGUCCUCUUUUCCCAUGUCUUUUUUCCACGUCUCCUCCUCCCUUUGCCAAAUGUCUGAUCAUUUUUUGGGACUUUCUCCGGGAUAUCCGCCCUUGUUUUGCACUUCAAUGGAGGCCAAUGGCUCUAUGCUUAGCAUGCGAAGUGAGGACCAGUCCUCUCACAUCCGCUACAGGAUGGAGGCCUCGUGCCUGGAGCUGGCCCUGGAGGGCGAGCGCCUCUGCAAGCUGGGCGACUACCACUCGGGGGUCUCCUUCUUCGAGGCGGCCAUCCAGGUGGGCACGGAGGACCUGCAGGUGCUGAGUGCUGUCUACAGCCAGCUGGGGAACGCCUACUUCCACCUGCACGACUUCGCCAAGGCCCUGGAGUUCCACCGCCACGACCUCACACUCACCAGGACCAUCGGGGACCAACUUGGGGAAGCCAAAGCCAGCGGGAACUUGGGGAACACAUUAAAGGCACUCGGUCGCUUUGAAGAAGCUAUUGUCUGCUGUCAAAGGCACUUGGACAUCGCCCAGGACCUCAACGAUAAGGUUGGGCAGGCGCGAGCACUUUAUAACUUUGGGAACGUGUACCAUGCCAAGGGCAAGAGUGUGUGCUGGAGUGGAGCUGAGCCCGGAGACUUUCCUGAAGAGGUCGUCACAGCACUUAAGAGAGCCGCCGAUUAUUACGAUGAGAACCUCGCCAUCGUACGGGAGCUCGGAGACAGAGCCGCACAGGGACGCACCUGCGGUAACCUGGGCAACACGCACUACCUGCUGGGGAACUUCCGACCUGCUGUAGCGUUCCAUGAACAGAGGCUGCUCAUAGCCAAGGAGUUUGGAGACCGGGCCGCCCAGAGACGAGCCUACUGUAACCUGGGCAACGCCUUCAUCUUCCUGGGGGAAUUUGAUGUGGCAGCAGAACACUACAAGAAGGCGCUACAGUUGGCUCGUCAGCUGAAGGACCGUGCGGUGGAGGCUCAGGCCUGCUACAGCCUGGGCAACACCUACACGCUCCUGCACGACUACGAGAGAGCCAUCGACUACCACCUCAAACACCUCAUCAUCGCACAAGACCUCAACGACAGGAUCGGGGAGGGUCGUGCCUGCUGGAGUUUAGGGAAUGCACACACCGCCCUGGGCAACCAUGACCAAGCCAUGCACUUUGCAGAGAAACAUCUAGAAAUAUGCAAAGAGACGGGUGACCGCAGUGGGGAGCUGACGGCGCGCAUGAACGUGUCCGACCUGCAGAUGGUGCUCGGCAUCAGCUACAGCACCAACAACUCCGUCCUGUCCGAGAACAAGGAGAUCGACUACAACCGCGCAGGGGCUCGACCGAGGAUGAGCCGACGCCACAGCAUGGAGAACCUGGAGCUGAUGAAGCUAACUCCAGACAAGAUCAACAUCAACGGCCAGAAGUGGAACAGUGACAUCCUAACGAAGCAGAGCAAGCCCAGCCUGGGCAAGUCCUCCUCCCGGCUCUUCUUUGUCAACCGCUUCCGGGGGAAGAAGCACAAGGGUGGCUCCACCAAAGUGCUGCAGGACAGCAGCAACACCCUGGACAACACCGCGCCUGGACCACAGAAGAGGGCAAGUGUGGACACGCUCGGGGACGAGAGCUUCUUUGACCUGCUAAGUCGUUUCCAGAGCAACCGCAUGGACGACCAGCGCUGUUCCAUCCAGGACCGCAAGAGCAGCGCAUCCGCCCCCUCCAGCCCCACCCGCACACAUCCCAGCGCCAUGAAAAAAUCCUUCUCGGAGGCGUCUCCUUGCCAGGAGCCCUUCUUCAGCCUGGUGGCGAGCACGCAGGGCCGUCGCCUUGACGACCAGCGAGCGGGUACGGGCGGAAGCCUGCCCGGGCUGAGGCUGUCGCAGCAGGGCAACCAGGCCAUGCUCAACCACCUCAUGGCCAGCACCGACAACAACGAGCCCGACGACCAGUUCUUCGACAUGCUGGUCAAGUGCCAGGGCUCACGUUUGGAUGACCAGCGGUGUGCGCCCCCUCCGCCCCCCAGCAAAGGCCCCACGGUGCCGGAUGAGGACUUCUUCAGCCUGAUCAUGCGCUCCCAGGCCAAGCGCAUGGACGAGCAACGCGUCACCCUGCCCGCCAGUGCCAGCUGCCACCAGCUGUAGGGACUCGGGACUGUUAGCCAGUGUGGGGGUGUAGGUGCGAUGAUGACGAUAGAUGAUUCCCUUACCAGGCCACGGAGCAGGCACGGCCCAGGGUGCAAUUUGUUUAGAAACCAGCAGGGGGGAGGUAUGUGUCUGUUUUAAGCAACAUCAUGGACUUGUAUAAAACCAUGAUUAAUCACACCCAGGGCACGGGUGUGGGGGAGAUUCAUUUGUGCCCAUCAGGCAUGGUACAACACUGCCCAACCACCACACAACCACAGACAAACGGACUGAUUAGAUUGAUCCAUGCCCUUGCCAAGUUCCACUGCCCCACUUUACAAACAGACUCUUAUGCUCAUAUUCUGCGUAUGCAUUGCUACCUACUGCUCCACUACAGAAACCGAGACAGUUUGUAUUCAGCAAGUGUGCAAUGAGACCCAAAACUAGAUUGGGGUGCACAAGCUGCUGACUGAGGAGGUAUAGGUCGGAUGAAUUUCAGAGCUACAAGAUUUCAGAGGAAGUUGAAGUGGAAAAUGUUAUGAAAAUGAAAUCUUGUCUUUUAAUGUUUUUUAUUUUGACGUCAAACUCAGGUCCCAUCUUUUGACUUUCAUUUCUGAACAGUCCUGUAUUGCAACAGUGUUCAGGAAACUGGUCAGUCAGUUUUCACUCGCUUAUUUUCAUAUUCACUGCCUAGUAUUUCACUCUUUACCCUAAGUGUAUCUUUAGAUACAUGACUGCAGUUUUUGUUUGUUUGUUUGUAUUUAUUUUUGUUAAUCUUGUUUUCAUCCACUUACUUUUGCGUGUAAAUUGUAUACUGCCACUCCUUUGCUCUUAUUGUUUUUAAUCCCCAACAUAUCUGUGUAGAUUUUAGACGGGUACUGUGCUCUGUAACUCUAUUUUUUUAAUUGUUUAUAUACUAUGUUUUAGCAGAGAGAAAAUUAUAUGAUGUAUUUGGUAAAAGAAUGGCCUCCAUCAUGUGUAGCACCUGAUAUCCUUUUGUAUGUAAUGUUUCGAAUCACAUUCAAUGGGGAAUAAAAACCUCAUUUGUGUACACAAGUGUUAUUAUUUUG
This is a messenger RNA of Engraulis encrasicolus (European anchovy), 5191 nucleotides long. RefSeq names its product G protein signaling modulator 2 (gene gpsm2). Gene Ontology annotation, molecular function: GDP-dissociation inhibitor activity; G-protein alpha-subunit binding. The record is from RefSeq and is a predicted model, not a curated record. Gene Ontology annotation, biological process: establishment of mitotic spindle orientation. The transcript has 15 exons. Lineage: Eukaryota; Metazoa; Chordata; Actinopteri; Clupeiformes; Engraulidae. Gene Ontology annotation, cellular component: cell cortex. Bases 2046 to 4142 code for a protein of 698 amino acids.